AUGAGUGGAAUUGGAUCAAAUCUACUGUUCCACCUUCAGUUGGCGGUUGUAAAAACAAACAAACACAUUGUCAGAAGACUGUGUUGUAGGAGUUGUGAGAGGUUUUUAUUAUUAAUACUGCAGUGCCAUUUCGAUCAACAGGAUUUUCUGGUUGUGGGGGUCGCAGGGGGCCAAGGAGUUGGAAAAUCAACUAUUUUAUCUUUGCUGACGUCUAAUUAUGGAUCUGACAUCUUUGCAGCGCAAAGUCAGUCUCACCAUGAAAGUGGCUCGAAUUGCAUCUCUGGAAUAGAUUUUUACGUGACUAAAAAUCGAGUCAUAUAUUUAGACACUCAGCCCAUUCUCUCUUGUGCUGUCAUGGAUGCAACUGCUUCUUCUUUCGAGCAGAAGAAAACUACUGAUUUCGGUAGUACUGAGUACAACCUGGAACUUCAGUCUCUUCAAUUCAUGGCAUUUUUGUACUCUGUGUGCCAUGUCAUUAUUUUUGUACAAGAUUGGUUCGUGGACCCAAAUUUAGUGAGAUUUCUCCAGACUGCCGAGAUGCUGAAGCUCCGGUCAACGUCGAAUGUAGACCAGGAUUACGUUGAAUAUUAUCCGCAUAUUUUAUUUUUUCAUAAUAAGGCAGAGUUAUGUGAUUUCCAGCCUAAAGAAGAGAGAUGAAGUAUAUGUACCCAAGAAGGUAAAAAUUCUGAUGCCAGAACAGGUGGCCGAAUCCUUGUCAACAGCACCUGAUUAUGAUCAUCUCCUCACAAAGGUUAUUGUGGUUAUUGGACUGUUAGGCACCCUCAGGAAGCAAGAUCUCUGGAAUUUGGAGGAUAAAGAUGUUCAGGACGAUCCACAAAAACGUGAAUUGUUAUUUUCCUUGGAGACAACUAAAAAUUGUCAACCCAAGGAUUUUCUUGUGGAUGCUGAGUAUUCCCUACUGGUAAAGAAAUAUAUGACAUUACAAGGGUGAAACAUCACAACGCCCAACUUUUUCAUUCCGUAGUAUCACAAAGGGAAAUUUUCAAAUUAGAACGUUGGUGAACACAGAUUUGCUCACAUGCCUUGAGAAAUCGCCAAAUAUCUAGAGUUGCAUACACUCUCUGAUUACACAGGACAUUGCUUCCGCCGUUCUUCAGCCUCAAUGUUGGCUGAUGCAGGUGCAAGUAUGACUUUAAUUCAACUUGCAGGAGGGUGGCAGUCACCUGCAGUUGCUCGAGGAUACAUACAGAAAUCCAAGAGAACCAAGAGAAUAAUCAGUCAAAAGAUAAGAGAGUCUUCAAUUUCGAUAAUGCCUCGGCAUUUUUGCAGCCGCAGAUCGACCCUGGAUCACAAAUUCAGCAGCAUUAAUUCCACAAUAACCUCCCAUGUAAAACACAAAACAUCAGGAACGAGACAAUCACGAGAGAGUCCAUAAACGAAAUGACUCAAAAUAAAGAAAAUUAAUUGCCUAAUCUUCAACAUUUCAUUUUUGAAUUAUAAUGAGAAUACACCAGCAGUCCAAAUUCUUCAGAAUUACACAUCAAGAAUUGGAGAGAAAAUUAACAACAAUUUCCCGUUGAAAACAUCCAACUCGAGAAGCGAGACAAUCAGAGGCGAGUUUAAUGACGAUAUAACUAACAACAACAAUGAUAAUUAUAAUACAACGAUCAAUGAGCAGAAUACGCAAGCAAUAAUUACCAAAGACAUUCAAGGUAUUACGAUCAAUAAUUAUGGGACAGUGUAUAUUUACAAUCAUAGAGGAAAAUAAUAAAUAUGAUGACUGAACAAACAAACAUUGCCAAAAAACAUCGAGCUUUUCAAAAGAUAUAAUCGAUGUUUUAUUCAAGUUUCCUAAAGACUUUAACUGUAAGAAACAAACAUGAGAGUUCUUAU
Messenger RNA from Diachasma alloeum, 1854 nucleotides. Its product is annotated as protein SMG9. The record is from RefSeq and is a predicted model, not a curated record. Gene Ontology annotation, biological process: nuclear-transcribed mRNA catabolic process, nonsense-mediated decay. NCBI's taxonomy places the organism in Eukaryota, Metazoa, Arthropoda, Insecta, Hymenoptera, Braconidae.